Messenger RNA from Phyllopteryx taeniolatus (common seadragon), 5469 nucleotides. RefSeq names its product kazrin, periplakin interacting protein b (gene kaznb). The coding region runs from base 2220 to 3677 and encodes 485 amino acids. Lineage: Eukaryota; Metazoa; Chordata; Actinopteri; Syngnathiformes; Syngnathidae. Gene Ontology annotation, molecular function: protein binding. The record is from RefSeq and is a predicted model, not a curated record. The transcript has 10 exons.
UGGCGUACAGUAGAUCAAAAGAAUUGCCCAGGUUUCUUUCAGAGCAACUCUGUAUUAAAUAUAAAAGAUACUGUACUAGGAGGAAAUUAACAUCCACGGCUGCCGGCUUGCCCUUAAAGCACUGCGCAAAUCACAUCAACUACAUCAUUGUAAGAUGUAACAAAUGCACAUGAAUCCACAAUUUAAUUACUGCACUCUAUUAUUUACAAAACAGAUUUUAGAAACAGUUUUGUUGCAGAUUAUUAGAAACAUUAAUAAAUGUUACAUUUGCAAUUUAAUCUCUGUUCCAUAUUAAAUAGACAUACUUUAGUAGUAGGAAAUUAAAGUCACCAUAUGCACCCUUAGUCUGAAAACAUAAAAGAAAUUACAUCAAACGCAGUACUUUAACUGUUAUGAGAAAUGCGUAUUAAUUCCAACACAUUUUGGAAACGUCCCCAUCCGCCUACCGAGUCCUUAAAACCACCACUACUCUAUAAGGAUUAUCAGAUAAGUACAUCUGUAAACAUAACAUUUUGUUCCCGUUGAAUCCAUGCAUCUCCAAAACCACAACGUUUGAGGAAAUAAAAUUAAAAAAACAGCAUCUUGAUUGAGUUAACAAACACUGCAUCAUUAAAAAGUUGGUAUUAUAUCUUAUAUUGCCGUCAUAUGCUGUUGUGAACCAAUAUUAACACCUCCCCUUAGAGAAAAGGCUCUCAUGGUGAACUAAAGCUAACGACUGUGGUUAAGUCUUCUUUCCAAACUCUAUUUCAUGGUAUAAGAGCUAUAUUGGUGAAUAAAAGCAAUAUAAACGGUUAAAAACAGGUGCAGCAAUCAUGUAUAUUCUCCCUCAACAACUUUUUAAACAAUGAUAUUGGGAUGAAUGAGGUGAGUUUUAUUCAUUGCUGCACUGUGUUCAAGUCAUUUGGGACAGAAAACUGAAAACAAGAUUGAUCAAAAGUAGUGGGAACUUUGGAAACAUCCAUCCAUCCAUUUUCUGAGCCGCUUCUCCUCACUAGGGUCGCGGGCGUGCUGGAGCCUAUCCCAGCUGUCAUCGGGCAGGAGGCGGGGUACACCCUGAACUGGUUGCCAGCCAAUCGCUGGGCACAUAGAAACAAACAACCAUUCGCACUCACAGUCAUGCCUACGGGCAAUUUAGAGUCUCCAAUUAAUGCAUGUUUUUUUUGGGAUGUGGGAGGAAACCGGAGUGCCCGGAGAAAACCCACGCAGGCACGGGGAGAACAUGCAAACUCCACACAGGUGGGGCCGGGGAUUGAACCCGGGUCCUUAGAACUGUGAGGCUGAUGCUCUAACCAGUCGGGCCACCGUGCCGCCACUUUGGAAACAAAAGGUUAAUAAAACUGAUGGACUGGAGAGUGCGGGUGGUGGUAUGCAUGGUGAGCAGAGAGCGAACAUAGGGUGGGGUCUUGAGUGUUUUAUGGAUAAACAUGGACCAGUGAUUUUGAAUUGCGUGAGUGAAGCGAGGGCCAAUUAACCAGGAAGUGUGGUUCACAGUGGUGGACGUUAAAAGGAGCACCAGUGACAAAGUGAUGGCAGCUGGCACUAAGACACUAUGUAGCACUUUAGUCCUACAAUGAUUUUUAGACUAACUUUAUUUUCAGCUCAAGUUUGUGUUCAGAAUUCGCACUUAAAUCACAGCUCUGUAUUAAAUAUAAAUUCAUACAAAAAAGAAAGAAAUGCCAGGAGAACAGACCAACACAAUGAGCACACUCACACAUAGGCUCACGCCCAGACACUCACACACAGACUCGUCAAAGCUUGAGCCAACCGGUCAGCGUCCCUCCAGCUUUUCAUUCUAUGCAGGUGGGUCAGGAACGUAUCCCCCGUGAUGAACGAGGCUUCACUGUAUUGUGAUAGCUUGCUAUUAAUACACAAAUAUGAAACUUAACACUAGUCUUUAUGAAAUAAUCAUAAAAAGCACAUUGGCUAAUCGUCACCAUCCUGGACCGCACUGCCUGAAGCGUCGAUGAUGCCUUACAAAAGACUUGCUCAGAUAAGAAGGCACUUUCCCAUUCACCACUUUCCUCUGCCCCUCCCUUCACCCACAACUCACCCAGCCAGCCCUUCUCCCUAUUCUCCCACCCUGCCUGCCUCCACCAUUCCCAGCAUCUGCACAGCGAGCACUUCUUGCUCACGUCGCUGCAAGCUAACUGGGCUGCAUCUACUCCCUCAACAGCAGCGGGUAGGAAGCGGACGUUGUUUUUCAAGCCACCGCAGCCGCCAUGGAGGAUACGCUCACCUGCUGCAGCCAGGGGGCCACCUUCUCUCAGGUGUUCGGGCGCCAGGGGCAGCUGAUGCAAGCCACCGUCCAGUCGCUCAACAGCCUCAACGACCAGAUCGCUCAGUUCAUGGUGAGCCGGCCGAGGAUCCUGAGCCAUGAUGAGCGUGACUUCCUGACUGGGGAGCAGGACCCCUUGACCAAGUCCAUGACCCUCAUGAGACACCUGCUCAUGGACGCGCAGGGGAAAAUCCUCAAAAUGAUGGAGGACAACAAGCAGCUGGGCCGCCACAUCGACGGGGCCAUCCGCUCGGCCGGCCAGGAAGUCAGCAACCUGCGCUCGGAGCUGACGGCCACCAACUGCAGGCUGGCCGGCCUGGGAGCCGGCAGCCCCGCCGCCUUGGAGAACCACCACCACCGGCAGCACAAGCACCACGCUGACAGCCUCCGCUACCGCGUGUUGUUGCACGAGGAGGUGGCCCAGCUUCAGGAGGAGGUGCACCUUCUGCGGCAAAUGAAGGACAUGCUGGGCAAAGACCUGCAGGAGGAGUCGCAGGGAGGAGGCACCCCGGGCCUGCUCUCCGCAGCUGAGCUCCACGUACAGCUGGGCGACAAGGAGCAGGAGCUGGACCGUGCCAAGGAGGCCUUGCAAGCCAUGAAAGCCGACCGUAAACGUCUAAAAGGGGAAAAGGGCGACUUGGUGAGUCAGAUGCAACAGCUGUACACGACGCUGGAGAGCCGAGAGGACCAGCUCCGGGAAUUCAUACGCAACUACGACCAGCACCGAAAGGAGAGCGAGGAUGCAGUGAGGUUGCUGGCCAAGGAGAAGGACGUGCUGGAGAGGGAGAAGUGGGACCUGCGGCGACAAACCAAAGAGGCCACGGAGCAGGCCAACGUCCUGCGCUCUCAGCUGGACAUGAAGGAGAACAGGAUCAAGGAGCUAGAGGCCGAGCUCACCAUGGCCAAGCAGUCUCUGGCCACACUGACUAAAGACGUCCCCAAGCGCCACUCGUUAGCCUCCACCAACAACGCCGGCGGCGCCGAGCCCGUGGUGAACGGCAGUCAGGAGUGGGUGAUGCAGGCCGAUCUGCCGCUGACCGCCGCUAUCCGGCAGAGCCAGCAGACCCUCUACCACGGACACAACGCCGACAGACAAGCUGUGGUCAGGGUCAGCCCCUGCCACUCGCGCCAGCCGUCCGUCAUCUCUGACGCUUCGGCCGCCGACGGGGACCGCUCGUCCACGCCCAGCGACAUCAACUCCCCCCGCCACCGGACGCACUCCCUCUGCAAUUCCAUGGAGGACCUGGAGGAGCAGAAGCGUAAGAAGAAGAAGGAGAAGAUGACGCUGGGCUCGCUGUCGCGCGUCUUCGCCCGAGGGAAACAGCGCAAGUCUCUGGACCCGGGCCUGUUUGAUGGUACAGCCACACCCGACUAUUACAUAGAGGAAGAUGCCGACUGGUGAUGCUGAGUGUGUGCGCGUGUAUGAGAUGGGCUUGUCAAGGGGGGGAGGCAUCUAAUUUAAAAAUAAAAGCCUAAAAGCGACUGCUAUUCCACCAAAUGUACAGUAUAUUAUACUCUUAAAAUUGUAUGUAUGUAAAUGACAUAUAUAUAUUUAUAGAUGUACAUGUAUGCAUAUGUAUAUAUGUUUACAUGCAUAUAAACAUACGCGGGGUUAUCAUCAUGUGUAUUUGUAGACAUGUUGUAUUAUCUUGUCUUGAUGUUUCUUUUCUUUUUUUUUUUACAACUUGAGACUUGAAGGACUGCUGUUCAUGUGUAAAUAGGAAGAUUUUGUGUUUUUACUGUUUGUUUGUUUAUUGUUUUUACUUAAUCACGCAUUACAACAGCAUUUUAACAGACAAAUUUCACGUUCAUGUGGGGCGACGGGGGAACAGCCCCAUAACGGCUAAUUAUGCAGUUAUGCCUUGUCAUAUCGGAACGGUGGUCGCGGGGAUGGAAUUUAAAACUGAAAUAAUAAAUUACUGACCAUAACAAAAAUGUCUCUCAUCCUGGAAAAUUACCUUAUUUUCUCAAAUAGUGGCCUCAGUUUAAUUACACACCUCACUUUCAAUAAGUAAACCUUAAAAAUGGAUAUUUCAUGAUAUUGGUACAUGAUUAUAUUAUACUAUAUACUAUAAUAAUGGAAUUAAUACAAAUAUUGUGUUAGUGUAUGUUCUGUAAUAAUAAUCAUACUUUUGUUUUAUUUUGAUGACUUUUAAUGAAGUAUUAUUUGUUUAGUGUGGGGGGGAGAGAUAAAAAAAUAUAUUAAAUAUGAUUAGCUAUAUAAAAAAUGUUGUACAGUGAUUAACAAAUGUAUCAGACACCUCAAUGUAAGCCACUCAACCACUCAAUGUAAGUUAAAUGAUGCAUCGCUAAUGACAAAUAUCAUUUGUGUCUGUUAUUAUGUCAAUACAUCCAAUUGAUAUUUUAAAUGCUAAAAUAUAUUUAUUCUUGUUUUCUAUCCAGUUUCUUAUUUGCUGUUUUAACCGUGCUCAAAAAACAGAAAAAUAAAAUUGUAAAGGACAUUAUUUCUUGUUUAAUAUGUCAAAUAUGAAUUGUUAACUUGCAUUCCUGAAGAGGAAAGGUUUUAGCGGUUGAACGCCCUAUAAUUUAAAAAGAGUCUGAAUUAAAGCUCUCUAUAAUACUGGAUGGUCCCUUUCUACUAGGUGGUCUAAAUAACGGGUAAAGUACUGUAUAAUGAUUUUUUUGUAGAAAUUUUUUUUAUGUAUGCUGUAAUAUUAUUAAAUAUGAAUAGAAUGCUUUAGUAUAAAUAAAAAAUCUUUUCCUCCUAAAAAUAGUUCUAGUUUUUGUAGAGGACACAUUUUGUCGUAUGGAAUUCAAGGAAUGACGAUAAAUGCAUUUGAGGUUUUUAAUUUUUUUUAUUUUUUAUGUUUUUAAUGUCACACCUCGAAUCAAUGCCACUGUUUGAGAAAGUUCGGUAAUUUAGUGUAGUCUAACUGUUAGCAUUUGCUACUUCAUUUCUUCCUGGGAGCUGUCUAACAUGCCAAUAGGAGUUGAAUGAAUGUGUGAAAAAACAUCUGCAUUGCAUUAUAGUUGUUUUUUCAUUCAUUCAUUCGUUUCCAUAAACAUUCAUUCAUAAAGGUUGCUUCCUCCCUUUCUCACCAAGUUGCUUGCAUUGUAAAUGCAAGGUCUCUUGUCCUGCCCGUGUUGCUUUGUUAUACUGUUUGUGUAAAACUCUUCCUAAUACUGUUUAAUGCUUUGUAAUGUAGGCAACAUGGAAUAAAAGAUGAAAUCUA